ACUUUGCCGUGUCGUGCGAUGCCCAUAGACUAUCACACAGAGCCUCCUUAUUGCAUCAGGCAUCGUCCACUCCGCAGAGAGAGAGAGAGAGAGAGAGAGAGAGAGGACAGCUAGACUACAUGUCAUGGACUGGUGGACUACCCUGGCUGCGAGUAUAGCCUUCCUCUGGCUGCUGUGUUAUAUCGACGGUAAGAGAACCUGGUUAGCAGAGGUAUGGGAGCUUUCUUCGUCAAGGGAACGGUGCAGUACUGGCAAGCGCACUGGUCUUCCUCCUAAUUGCGGCAACGCCGUCCUGGAGCUGCGGCUCCUCCUCCACGCCCUCACCAAAGCAGCGUGCCACCUGUACCUAGCCGUGCUCCCACUGCGCCGCGCCACACUGCACCUUGCCCGCUUUGUCUGUUACCUGGUAAACCAUGGCCCCGCCUCCGCUGGCCGGGCGUCUCCUCUUUUCCUCGAGGGGGUGUGUGUGAUAUGUGAAGCGGUACCGGACCUGCUGGGAGCCGGGCUCAGUCUGUGUGCAGUAGUAUGUCACAUCCUACAGGGGGCACUGUUCCUGCUGGCCGCCACGGUGAGGUCGGUCCAGGUGAGUGUUCUGGCCCAGGUGGACGGGGAGAAGGAGAGAUGGGAGAAGGAGCAGCAUCAGGCGCGGCAGGACGAGAGGAGACAGAACUCCAGGGUGGUGGAAUACCUUUCUGUGUUCUGUCAAGACCCCAUCAGUUCACUACGACUCAAAGUGGACAUGAUCAAUAGAUAACGGCACCGUCUGUCUGUCUGUCUGUCUGUCUGUCUGUCUGUCUGUCUGUCUGUCUGUCUGUCUGUCUGUCUGUCUGUCUGUCUGUCUGUCUGUCUGUCAAGGUGGACAUGAUCAAUAGAUAACAUCACUGUCUGUCUGUCUGUCAGCGUUGGGCUCAAUUCAGACUUGAGUUAAGAAUACUUCAAAUUCCAAUUCAAUUCUUGAAUUUGAAUUGAAGUUGUAAACAGGAUACAGAAUUGAAUUUGAAUUGAAGUUGUAAACAAGAUACAGAAUUGAAUUUGAAUUGAAGUUGUAAACAGGAUACAGAAUUGAAUUUGAAUUGAAGUUGUAAACAGGAUACAGAAUUGAAAUUUGAAUGAAAGGAAAUAGAAUUGAAUUCAGUGAAAUGCAAAUGCCUCUUGUAUUGUAUAUUAGCUGUAGUCUAUACAAAUAUGUAUCUAAAUAUCACGUAAAACAUGUUAUUAUAUACAGUGAGGGGAAAAGUAUUUGAUCCCCUGCUGAUUUUGUUCGUUUGCCCACUGACAAAGAA
Messenger RNA from Salmo salar (Atlantic salmon), 1283 nucleotides. RefSeq lists its product as uncharacterized. NCBI's taxonomy places the organism in Eukaryota, Metazoa, Chordata, Actinopteri, Salmoniformes, Salmonidae. The record is from RefSeq and is a predicted model, not a curated record.